Messenger RNA from Ilex paraguariensis (yerba mate), 1228 nucleotides. The record is from the annotation of a GenBank genome assembly. NCBI's taxonomy places the organism in Eukaryota, Viridiplantae, Streptophyta, Magnoliopsida, Aquifoliales, Aquifoliaceae.
AUGGCUGGAAUAGCAAUUUUAGUGGAUCUACUGAGAAAAAAUCCGUGCUUGAAUGGACAAACCCUUCACUCCUCUGGCCUAUUAUCAGCUACACUCGCUGCUUCCACUGCCGCUGCUUCUGUCGCUGCCGCCACCCCUUUUGCUUCCAGGACGGUGUUCGGUAACUUUGUGACACCAGUGGCUCACUGUGAUGCUGGGGCAGAACUAAAUGAAGAUUACAUCUCUAGCGUACGACAUGUGUCUGGAAAUAUCUUUCAGUAUGAUGCCCUGAAAUACAGUACGAAAGAGUACAAAAUCGAGCUAAAACCUUUCUUCUCAGCUUUUCAUUGGAAGUCCCUUACAUUGACAUCAUUGAGGUCUUUCCUGUUGUUUUAUUUGCCUCUGUUGGAGCCUCAUUCAAACUUGGAAGAGGAUGAUGAUGACUUCUUACAAGAUACUCCGGAAGAGCACCCUGUGGAUUUGGUUGUUCCUUUCAAAAAAUCAGUGAAGCAAAUUGUCAGGGAGACAACUGUUGUAACUACUAGAAGGGUUCUGGAGAGACUUGCCGUGCAUUAUAUUUCACACCGUAUGGCCUGGAAACUUCUCAAGGAUGUCCCCAAAUCAGCCACGCGAAAGGCGGAAAGGGGAAUGCCAAGUGUAGUUUAUUUCUUCAGUGUGACAAAAACAACUUUCAGAGGACAUUUUCUGGGAGUUUUGGCAUCUUGGCUCGUCCAAGUUGGCAUUGAUGUUUAUCGGUUCUUUUCUUGUUUGCUUCACUCUAAAGAAGAGAAUGAAGAGGUUGAUAAAGCGGAACAAAUUCAGCUUCUUGUGAAGAAAAUAUAUGGUACAACUGUCAGGUGCAGUGCGUCACUUGUUUUUGCUUCUAUUGGGGCAGGGAUAGGUGCAACACUUUUUCGUCCUUCAUCUGGUCAGUGGAUUGGAUGUGUGAUUGGCGAUUUGGCAGGUCCUGCUAUUGUUUCAUUUUGUUUUGAGAAAGUACUUCAUAUGGACCAUUAGACGAUCCAGGUUGAAUUGUGACUACUCUUGGCAACUGAUUCAGAAAAGUAUCGCAUAUCUGAAGAAUUUUGAAUAAUUUAUGCCAUACAUAAGCUCCAAUUUACCGAAGCAGUUGGAACCCACCUCACUUAUCAUCCUUGAAAUUUUACCUUACUUUGAUUACCAUUUGAUCUACAAAUAAUAAGUAACUGAUUGUGCGUGCAAGAUCCUGCACAAUAUAAAAAACGAGAAC